Molecule: messenger RNA, 3063 nt
Organism: Vicugna pacos (alpaca)
Lineage: Eukaryota; Metazoa; Chordata; Mammalia; Artiodactyla; Camelidae
Gene: IL22RA2
Product: interleukin 22 receptor subunit alpha 2
Biological process (GO): cytokine-mediated signaling pathway
Cellular component (GO): plasma membrane
Molecular function (GO): protein binding; cytokine receptor activity
Source: RefSeq, a predicted model, not a curated record
GAGGAAGGCCGUGUCUGCGGCGGGGCGGGGCCGCGGCGGGGCGGGGCUGCUGAGGGUGUGCAGUGAAUGCCAGAGAGGUUACUCAGGAAGCUUCCAAGAAGGAGAGAAAGGAAGAAUUAACCAGAGACCCACCUGCUUGAAGCCCUGCCAGGGGCCCUGGGAGCUGCAGUCACCAAGCCCAUCAAUUAAAAUCACCCUGUCAGCCAAGGCCUGUCCCUGGCAGCACCCCCGCCUCCUGGGGCCAAAUUCCUUGAAGGCCUCACAGUUUGGUUCACUCACUCACCUGCGAGCACGUUGCACAAUCCCUGGCCCUACCCUGCCUUCCAGUCUGCCAGUCCUCAGUGUUUUCCUUUCUUCUCACCUAACAAAGUUCUCAACAAAAACAAGCCUCCACAUCAAAGUGACCUAACGGCAAAUGGUUUUUGAAGUGAUUCUUGGUCCGUAUUACACCCAAACAAUAAGACAGUCAAAUCUAUGAACAAAAUGAAAUUGGAUUUGCUUCAAGGACCAUGGUUCAAACAAAAAGGGGAUGUUCGGUGGGAGGAUUCUAGUUUCCUCUUCUAUCCAGAGCUGUCCGCUCACUGAGGGGAACGCUGGUGUCCUGACCGGUCACACUCCCAACCAUGACGCCUAAACACUGCUUUCUAGGCUUCCUCCUCAGCUUCCCCCUGACAGGGGCGGUAGAAACUCAGUCAGCCCAUCAGUCUCUGAAGCCUCAGCGAGUACAUUUUCAGUCCCGAAAUUUUCACAACAUUUUGCACUGGCAGCCUGGACGGGCUUGUACCGGCAACAGCAGUAUCUAUUUUGUGCAGUAUAAAAUGUAUGGACAGAGACAAUGGAAAAAUAAAGAGGACUGUUGGGGUAUUCGCGAGUUCUUUUGUGACCUUACCGAUGAAACGUCAGAGAUAUGGGAACCUUAUUACGGGAGAGUGAGGACGACCUUGGCUGGGAUCCACUCAGGCUGGACCAUGACACAGCGGUUCACUCCCUGGUGGGAAACAAAAAUAGAUCCUCCAGUCAUGAAUAUAACCCGAGUUAAUGGAUCUUUUCUGGUGAUUCUCCAUGCUCCCAACUUACCACAUAGAGAUGAAAAAGGAAAAGAUGUAUCAGUGGAAAGUUACUAUGAGCUAGUAUACCGAGUAUUUAUAAUUAACAAUUCACUAGAAAUGGAGCAAAAGGUAUAUGAAGGCACCCACAGAGUGGUUGAAAUUGAAGCUCUAACACCUCACACUGGUUACUGUGUAGUGGCUGAAAUAUAUCAGCCCAUGUUAGACAGAAGAAGUCAGAGAAGUGAAGAGAGAUGCGUGGAAAGUCCUUGAAAUGCUCUGCAUAGUGGAAUCAAAAGGUCUCUGUGAAUGGAAUGGCUCAUGUUUGAAGAAUUUCAUUGAAAGUCAAUUUUUUGUUUUCUUAACGCAGUGUUCACUUUUACACUUUGGAGUUUAAUCAUUCUUUCUUCCUCUUUAUUUUAUUUGUAAACACAUUUAAGCAACCCCCCCCACACAAAAAGACAUUAGAAUUUAAAGAAGAGGCAGAGAACAAAGGGCUCCAUGAAAUACAGAACUUCAUUUCUGAUUGUAAUGUCUCUAACAACAAUCCCAAUCCUUCUAAGUCAGCUAAAUAAAAAUUUAAGAACCAAGGAGAGAAGACAUUGUUUAAAAUGUUGUUGAAUUAAUAUUUUUUUUAAAUAGCAUUACAGACAGGCAAUCCUGGAGCAAUCCAUUUUUACUCUUUAUUUGACAGUUAACUUGACAUAGACAUUUCAACUUUCACAUAAAUGGAAUUUUUAGCUGAAUGAGUAUUUUCCAUUGCAUUUCUAUUUUAUAUGAAUAUACUUUUUCAUACAUUCAUUUUCCAUUAUGUAAUACUCCUACUUAAUGAACCGUUACUUUCUUUCAAAUUCUAUUCUGUGUAAAUAAGAAUAGUAUUUGAAAAAACAAAAAACCUCUCAUGAUCUCUGAAUUAAUAUCUACAUUAAGUUUAUCAACAAUAACAUCUAAAUACAAAAGGGUGCCCACUCAAUUCAAUUUCCCUCAUUUAACACAUACAUUAAAGUUUUCUUUUCUGCUUUUGUUUUGUUUUCUAACAUUGCCUUAGAAGAAUUUAUCCUUAUUCUCCAAAUCAGGUAUAAUCAUUUUUAGCAACAAAGUGAAAAAGAAACCUUAACUCUAAUUUAUAUCAUACUCAUUUCUCAACCAUGCUGGUGAAGAGUCACUUGCCAGUAGAAUCUUCAUAAUCUCUAUAAACAAGAAUCUUAGGAAUGCCAGUUUGACUGGGGACGUGAGGUUUGGUUGGGGACCGGGUAGAGAGGUUGACUUGUAGCUGAAAGCCCACCAUGGGGGGUAGGUUUAUUUGGAGGAGGGACCAGCGCUGGGGGAGAUUGUAGGGCCAAUGAAAGCCCACCAGCAACCUCCUGGCAGCUCCAGGGCCCCACCAAGCGGAGGUCUGUGGGCUUAGGCUCAGAAAGCUGCCUUCCUCACUUGGGCUCAGUUUUAUAUAUGUGUUUAUGGUUGUCUGUCUUGUGAAGAGAUAUAUGCUGGACAACAUUUGUACAAUUCCUCAUGAGCAUUGCUCCAAAAUGUGGCAAAAAUACAGUCGGUGUUUCUGGUUAUGUACAGUUACACACAAUAGUAAACUGAUUAAAAAUUAUUCAGAAAGGAGAGAGCACAGAGGGAGAGAGUAAGAGACAGAGAAAGAGCUAGAAAAUUGGUUUCACUGCUUUCCCAUAUGAUGAGAAAAAAUUACUUUGUAUAUCUUGAGAUAAAAAAUUACUUUAAUCUGUGUUUUUGAAUUAUGCUGUAUUUUUUGAUUACUGUCUAUUUUGCCUUUCGUUCUUUUGAGAAAUUAAGAGCAGUGGGAUGCGUGGGGAGUAAGGAUUGUGUGUGGUCAACAGCAUUUAAGUUUUUGAAAUUCAAUAGUCCUGAACUCUGAUUUUAAAAAUUUUUAAAAAAAAGUUACGGUUGCCUCAUGAAAGUUAUUAGGUAGUAUCAAGUUUUGUUUUAUGUUUCUUUCACUUUGUUUCUGCUUUCCCGCUUUGGCAUGUUUAGGCAAGAAUAAAAUACUUCA